GGGAAAAAAAAAAAGAGGAAAAAAAAAUCCAGAUAAGCGGGUCUUGUCGUGUCCGGAGGUUCGGGGCCGUACCCGGGUGUCGUCGCUGCCCGCGCCGACACCAUGAAGGCUCAGCCCGCGGCUGCCUCCGUCCUCUGCCUGUGCCUGGUGCUGGCGGCCUGCGCCGCCUCCGCCGCGGGAGGGCUCGGAAAGGGUUUUGGAGAUCAUAUUCAUUGGAGAACACUAGAAGAUGGGAAGAAAGAGGCAGCAGCCAGUGGUUUGCCUCUUAUGGUUAUCAUCCACAAGUCCUGGUGUGGAGCUUGCAAAGCUUUAAAGCCAAAGUUUGCUGAAUCCAAGGAGAUCUCUGAACUUGCCCAUAAUUUUGUUAUGGUCAACCUUGAGGAUGAUGAAGAGCCAAAGGAUGAAGCCUUUAGUCCUGAUGGAGGUUACAUUCCCAGAAUCCUCUUCAUGGACCCCAGUGGAAAAGUCCAUCCAGAAAUCAUAAAUGAGAGAGGAAACCCCAGCUACAAGUAUUUCUAUACCAAUGCUGAUCAAGUUGUCCAAGGGAUGAAAGAGGCCCAGGAGAAGCUGACAGGUGAUGCUUUCAAAAAGCACCUGGGAGAUGAACUAUAAUGAAUACACUGAAUGAGACCUUUUCAUCGCUCCAAAACUGCGAGGAAAUGAUUAAACAGACCAAGAAUGUAGAUGCACUGAAGGGACAUAAUUCCCCUGUCCACAAUGUUAGGUUAAACCCUGUUUGGAGUUCACACACACACA
This is a messenger RNA of Sturnus vulgaris (Common starling), 756 nucleotides long. RefSeq names its product thioredoxin domain containing 12 (gene TXNDC12). Lineage: Eukaryota; Metazoa; Chordata; Aves; Passeriformes; Sturnidae. Gene Ontology annotation, cellular component: endoplasmic reticulum. The record is from RefSeq and is a predicted model, not a curated record.